Talpa occidentalis (Iberian mole) is the source of this 2865-nucleotide messenger RNA. RefSeq names its product N-myc downstream regulated 1 (gene NDRG1). Gene Ontology annotation, biological process: signal transduction. The record is from RefSeq and is a predicted model, not a curated record. Gene Ontology annotation, cellular component: cytoplasm. The transcript has 16 exons. Lineage: Eukaryota; Metazoa; Chordata; Mammalia; Eulipotyphla; Talpidae. The coding region runs from base 76 to 1260 and encodes 394 amino acids.
UCCGCGCUCUGCCCUCCGCGCCGCCCGCCGUCUGGGCUCCGCCGCCUCGCCCCGGACUCAGGUGACAGUGGGGACAUGUCUCGGGAGCUGCAGGACGUGGACCUCGCCGAGGUGAAGCCUCUGGUGGAGAAAGGGGAGACUAUCACCGGCCUCCUGCAAGAGUUCGAUGUUCAGGAGCAGGACAUCGAGACUCUACAUGGCACCCUCCACGUCACGCUGUGUGGUACCCCCAAGGGAAAUCGGCCUGUCAUCCUCACCUACCACGACAUUGGCAUGAACCACAAGACCUGCUACAACCCGCUCUUCAACUCGGAGGACAUGCAGGAGAUCACCCAGCACUUUGCCGUCUGCCACGUGGACGCCCCUGGCCAGCAGGACGGCGCUGCCUCCUUCCCUGCGGGGUACAUGUACCCCUCCAUGGACCAGCUGGCCAUGAUGCUGCCCGGCGUCCUUCAGCAGUUUGGACUGAAAAGCAUUAUUGGCAUGGGGACCGGAGCAGGCGCCUAUAUCCUCACUCGAUUUGCUUUGAACAACCCCGAGAUGGUGGAGGGCCUGGUGCUCAUCAACGUGAACCCCUGUGCAGAAGGCUGGAUGGACUGGGCCGCCUCCAAGAUCUCGGGAUGGACCCAAGCCCUUCCAGACAUGGUGGUGUCCCACUUCUUUGCGAAGGAGGAGAUGCAGAAUAACGUGGAGGUCGUCCACACCUACCGCCAGCACAUUGUCAACGACAUGAACCCCAGCAACCUGCACCUGUUCAUUAAUGCCUACAACAGCCGGCGGGACCUGGAGAUCGAGAGGCCGAUGCCUGGGACCCAAACAGUCACCCUGCAGUGUCCUGCUUUGCUGGUGGUCGGGGACAACUCGCCGGCCGUGGAUGCCGUGGUGGAGUGCAACUCGAAAUUGGACCCCACGAAGACCACGCUCCUCAAGAUGGCGGACUGUGGCGGCCUCCCCCAGAUCUCCCAGCCUGCCAAGCUCGCUGAGGCCUUCAAGUACUUCGUGCAGGGCAUGGGAUACAUGCCCUCGGCCAGCAUGACCCGCCUGAUGCGUUCCCGCACAGCCUCAGGCUCCAGUGUCACCUCCCUGGAGGGCACCCGCAGCCGCUCCCACACCAGCGAGGGCACCCGCAGCCGCUCCCACACCAGCGAGGGCACCCGCAGCCACUCCCACACCAGCGAAGGUGCCCGCCUGGACAUCACCCCCAACUCCGGAGCCACCGGGAAUAGCGCGGGGCCCAAGUCCAUGGAGGUCUCCUGCUAGGUGGCUGUGGGGUGAGCCCCCUGGACUUUGGACUGCUGUAGCUGCCCCUCCUGCCCCUACCCCCUGCCUGCCACAUGCACAUAACUUGGUAUUAAUUAAUCCAAAGCUUAUUUUGUAAGAGUGAGCUCUGGUGAGGACGAGGUUAGAUUGGGCUUGGGGACCUAACUGAGAGCGGCCGGGGACCAAGGGGAAGGAAGCAUGCAGCGGCCUGUGUCCAUGAGCCAGUGGCCUGGUGGUCACUGCCCACCCCUCAGAGACGCCCAACUGCCCCAAACAGGAAACCCUUCCUCUGCCCAGGUGACCCAGCAGCCGGUUCUCACGGGCACUCUGUCCGGAGCCCGGUCUGCCUCCUUCCUGUUUCCUCCCCCACUAGACAGAAACUGACCCCUUUUCUAGAAGCAAAACCCUCUCUGACUUGGGGAGAGGGGGAGCAGCAGGGCGGUGGGCUCUCUUCAGCAGCCAAAACAGGAAAUGGGGAAAGGUGGAAUUUAGGUGGUGACCAGAAGCCUUUGGAAAAAAAGAAUCUGCCUACGACCUUUAGGAAGUAGAUUGUUCAAGCUUGUACCUCUCUGCGCUUUCUGGGCUGAUGCCUGCCGGCCUUUGUCCUUCGUACGGACCAUGAAAGAGCUCACAACCGCCGGCUUUGUAGAGAAUCGGGCUUGGCAGGUGCUGGGCCUCGUGGAUUUCAGGCUCUGGCUCUGCCUGCUGCCGCCGCCUCGCAGCAGCUGCCCACCCCGCGGGAGGUUGCCGGUCCCGGGCAGGCCAGCCAGAGUCAGGAGUGUUCUUUGAAGUGAAGGGAAGGCUCCCAACUGCUGUGCUGCUGGGAGGACUCUCCAUGCAGUGGGGGGUAGGGGUAGGGCCUGGGGAGGUUUUCGGGGACUAGAUGUCUGGGAUUCUUGUGGUUGUGACGGAGCCAGCGCGAUGGUGAUUUCAGGCUGCCCAUCCCGGUCCCCGGGACGCUAGCGCGAUGGAGUUCAGUCCAGCUUCCGACCUUUGAUGAAUCUGAACUGGAGGACGGGACGUCUCUGACCUGGUGCCAUUGCAGGGUCUCAGGCGGAACUGUGCGUGCGGGCCGGGGCUGGGGACCCACGUGGGUGUGCUCUGGACGGUAGAUUCCAGGGGAGUCCCUCCCCGCUCCAGCUGGCCCUCCCCCACCCCUCUAACCUCCUUCCCUGAAUGGGUGGCGCCAGUGACUCUCCUGGGCACCGCCAGCGUAGCUGUCACCUCCCUGUGCUACUGCUUUUUGACUUUGAUGCUGGCUAACCUGGAUCUUCUCCUAGGGAGCUGAGCCGUCAGCGGGACCUUCCGUCCUGCGGACGCAUGAGUGAGUGAAUCAGCCGGUGGGGCCUGAGAGUUUUCAGGACUCUCAACUUGGUAGAAGGUCUGGAGGGGCAAGGACUCAGUUUAUCUGCUACCCACCACCCGGGAGGCUCCCCCUGACCUAUGCAGGACAGGCAGGGGGCCGUGGCUGGGCAGGGCAGGAAUGACUCAAUGGCCCCAGGAAACUGUGUACGAGUCUUUCCAGAGGAGUUUCUUAAUGAGAUAUUUGUAUUUAUUUCCAGACCAAUAAAUUUGUAACUUUGCAGUGGCCUGUGUCUCUUUUCU